AUGGCUGCUAGCUCGUCCCUAGGGGACCCUUCAUCAUCGUCUACGGCUUCAAUUUCUUCCCAAGAAGCUCACGCGAAGGAUCUUCUGGUUCCUACAGGACACAAAAAAUUAGUUUUUUUGAUUCGGCCAUUCAACAGUUGGACUAAGCGAUUUCGGGACGAAUGUGAGCGAGCUGGGUCAUCGGGUUUGAGGAACGCGCGCAUAUUACUUGAGGGCCCCUACGGCGAAACAAGCCCACUCUCCUCGUUCGAGAAUGUCAUAUUCGUGGUUGGAGGCACAGGAAUUGCAGGGGUGAUACCUCAUCUUCAAGAACAUCUGAACCUUUCGUCAAAGCAUCCUUCGCCUAGCACACUGAGACGAGGAACAAGAACGCGAGACAUUACUGUUAUCUGGGCAACAAAGCAAUCCGCCAUGAUCCGCAAUAUUGUGACUCGAGAACUGAGGCCAUUUACUAACCUAGAGGACAUAAAGUUUCGGUUUUAUGCGACACGCGAGAAGAAAAAAAGCACUUUAGCCCAGACAGAUAAACCAGGAAGCAUGCCUGUCCAGUCCCAUGAUAUUGAGAUUUCAAACCAGAGGCCAGAUAUCAGGGCGGCCGUUCUCGGUGUAGUUGAUCAAGUCAACGCAGCCGGGUCAAUGGGUGGUAGAAUCGCUGUUCUUACCUGCGGUCCUGGGGCUAUGGCAGAUGAAGCCCGUGCUGCGGUGCACCAAGCAUUGAAGGAUGGUAAACAAGGGCUGGAGUACUUUGAGGAGUCCUUUGGAACACACCGUGGUUCCUUCGAACUAACCAACUGGUCCCGUACCUUUUUCAGAUAUGUCUGA
Exophiala aquamarina CBS 119918 is the source of this 822-nucleotide messenger RNA. RefSeq lists its product as uncharacterized. Bases 1 to 822 code for a protein of 273 amino acids. The transcript has 2 exons. NCBI's taxonomy places the organism in Eukaryota, Fungi, Ascomycota, Eurotiomycetes, Chaetothyriales, Herpotrichiellaceae. The record is from RefSeq and is a predicted model, not a curated record. Gene Ontology annotation, cellular component: plasma membrane. Gene Ontology annotation, biological process: iron ion transport; copper ion import; intracellular iron ion homeostasis. Gene Ontology annotation, molecular function: ferric-chelate reductase activity.